Messenger RNA from Frieseomelitta varia, 1991 nucleotides. Its product is annotated as broad-complex core protein isoforms 1/2/3/4/5-like. Gene Ontology annotation, molecular function: protein binding. Lineage: Eukaryota; Metazoa; Arthropoda; Insecta; Hymenoptera; Apidae. The coding region runs from base 1190 to 1726 and encodes 178 amino acids. The record is from RefSeq and is a predicted model, not a curated record. Gene Ontology annotation, biological process: regulation of transcription by RNA polymerase II. The transcript is spliced from 6 exons. Gene Ontology annotation, cellular component: nucleus.
UGAACCUAGCGACUUUCGCACAACAGAAGAUAAAUAUAAACAAAAAAGAUUGACUAAAUAAUUGUUAGUCUUCUUUAUAAAAGAAUCAAUUUGUAAAUUUGCGCUAUAUAGCAAAAUUUUAUAUGCAUAUCAAAUAUAAACGCGUAAAAACAGCAUACUCUUGUUAUAAUAUAACGUACAAUUGAAAGUUGCAUCUGUAUCAAUUGUUUUCAACGACACAAUAUAUAAUACGCAUUGUAAUUUGUCGCAACGAUUAACAUUUUUGGUCUGACAAACGAUCUCCAAAUCAGUUUAUUAAUUAUUUUGAAUAAAGAAAUCGAGAAGUUGUAGGGAAGAAAGUUGAUACAAUCCUGAUUUUUGCCGGUUGAACAUCAUAGCAAUUCGUGGUGGUGGAAGGGGUUUGCGUGUAUGUAGUGGGGAGGAAGGCAGAUUUCCGUUCAGGGGCGCGUUUACAGCGUAGCGCAGCCGGCGGGAGAGGCGAAAGGCGACGCGGGAGAAGUGGAAAGCCGUGAAGAGUGAGCUGACGAAGGGAAGAAUCGGGGUCCACAACAAAAUCGCUUAAUCGCUUUGCGCCACCGUCCGCAACGGAACACGGGUCGUCCGCCGCCAUCACGGUGCCCCCUAGUGUGCAUUUAUGUCUUUCUCUUUUUCCAUCUCUCUCUGUGAUUCGUUACGCCACUUCGUGCCGCGACGUUUUCACGGGCAAACGGAAAGUGACAACUGCCAGUCGUCAGCGCGGUACGUGCUUUACGUGACGACUGACAAUUGUCCGUGUGUCAUCGCGUGAACACGCGUUUUCCUUCACAAAAGACAUAUUUCUUCGCGAAGUACGAAGACAUCUCUGUAUCAAGUGUCAUAACUAUAGCAAAAGUGAGUGUCUUCUGCGGACCUUGGCACGGAGUUGCCAAAUAUUGGCUAAAGUUUAGUUCCAGUGGUGAUAUUCUUCGUAGGCCAGGUCAUGGUAAGGAAACUGGAUAUGAAGAUCCUGUCGAUCUUUCUCAAACGACAUUCUGCAUCGCAUUUACGCGCGCUGGUGUGCGUGACAAUAAUCCACGACGUUUAACAACCUGUCGCAUUCGGAAAGACGAAUUACACGUUCCUCCAUGCGCGCCUCGUGGCUUCUCUCCAUGAGGAUUUGGAACAGUUGCCGCGUGCACGUUCGAAUCGCUGUCGCCGAUUACGCGGCGGCAUGGCCGGGCAGCACUACUGCCUGCGCUGGAAUAACUAUCAAUCGAAUAUGACAUCCGUUUUCCAUCAACUACUCCAGACAGAAGCUUUCGUCGAUGUUACUCUAGCAUGCAACGAAGCUUCCUUAAAGGCACACAAGGUGGUACUAUCGGCGUGUAGUUCCUACUUUCAAAAGCUCCUACUUUCAAACCCCUGCAAACAUCCGACAAUCAUUAUGCCCCAAGAUGUAUGCUUCAAUGAUCUCAAAUUCAUCAUAGAAUUUGUCUACAGAGGAGAGAUCGACGUUUCGCAAGCAGAACUUCAGAUGCAAACUAGAAGAGAAAUGAUGGGAGGAGAAGAGUUGAGAUGGAAUACAAGAAGAGAAACGCGGAGAAGAGUGACGGAGAAGAAGAAGAAGAAGAAGAAGAAGAAGAAGAUGCUGCAAAAAGGGAAGGAGAGCGAACGGCAAUGUCGAACGGAGAGAAACAAGAGAAUUCGCGCUUCUUCGGUCGACUUUAGACACGCGGUUUCUACAGUGGCGUGCAUUCGUGCCGCAUAACUUGGACGUUAUUCAUGUAUGCAUGUAUACAGUAAGCUCGCGUGUGCGUAGGAACGAUUGGAGCCGCAAAUUCCUUUUGUCCGCGCAAGCACUGAAAUUCAUGUCUCGUGUCCUCUCUCUUUCUGGAGCACUUUCCCCCUUCUAUGGACGGUUUUUCUUUUUCUUUCGUUCUUUCUUUCUUUCGUUUCACUUUGUUUCGAUUUUUCUAUUCUUUCUUGCAAUGGUCUCGAUCUUCCGAAUUGGAGUUCUCGUUCUUCGACGAUGC